UUGUGCUCUUUCGACAAUCUCGCGAUAUAUCAUUCAUCAGUGGCGGCUGUGUGCCACCCUGCCUCAGUCCGGACGGAGUUAUUUCUGACAUUUGAAUGAAAAGCAGUGCGUAUUACCUCCAUUUUGGACUGAUGAAAUAAUGGCUUCAGCUUUGGAGCAGUUUGUGAACAAUGUGCGGCAGCUGUCUGCUCAAGGCCAGAUGACUCAACUAUGCGAGUUGAUCAACAAGAGCGGGGAGCUACUGGCCAAGAACCUGUCCCACCUGGACACGGUACUGGGGGCUUUGGACAUCCAGGACCACUCCCUGGGAGUGCUGGCUGUGCUAUUUGUGAAGUUCUCCAUGCCAAACAUCCCUGAUUUUGAGACGCUCUUCUCCCAAGUUCAGCUCUUCAUCAGUACCUGCAAUGGAGAGCACGUCAGAUAUGCAACAGACACUUUUGCUGGUCUUUGCCACCAGUUAACAAAUGCCCUAGUAGAACGGAAACAGCCGCUGAGGGGCGUGGUAGUCCUGAAACAGGCAAUAGACAAAAUGCAGAUGAACACAAACCAACUUACCUCCGUCCACGCUGACCUGUGCCAGCUGUGCUUGUUGGCAAAGUGUUUCAAGCCUGUGCUCCCCUUCCUGGAGCUGGACAUGAUGGACAUCUGCAAGGAGAACGGGGCCUACGACGCAAAGCACUUUCUAUGUUACUACUACUACGGUGGCAUGAUCUACACAGGGCUGAAAAACUUUGAAAGAGCACUGUAUUUUUAUGAACAGGCGAUUACCACUCCCGCCAUGGCUGUCAGCCAUAUCAUGCUGGAGGCUUACAAGAAGUACAUCCUGGUCUCCCUCAUCCUGCAUGGGAAAGUACAGCAGCUCCCCAAAUACACCUCUCAGAUCGUCGGCCGGUUCAUCAAGCCUCUGAGCAACGCGUACCACGAGCUAGCCCAGGUCUACGCCACCAACAACCCUGCAGAGCUGCGGAAUCUGGUCAGCAAACACGGCGAGACGUUCACCAGAGACAACAACACAGGCUUGGUCAAACAGUGCCUCUCCUCCGUCUACAAGAAGAACAUCCAGAGGCUUACCAAGACCUUCCUGACGCUGUCCUUGCAAGACAUGGCGAGUCGAGUGCAGCUGUCGGGUCCCCAGGAGGCAGAGAAAUACGUCUUGCACAUGAUUGAAGACGGGGAGAUCUAUGCCAGCAUUAACCAGAAGGAUGGCAUGGUUUGCUUCCACGACAACCCUGAAAAAUAUAACAAUCCGGCAAUGCUUCACAAAAUCGACCAAGAGAUGCUGAAGUGCAUAGAGCUGGAUGAGAAGCUAAAGUCGAUGGAUCAAGAAAUCACAGUAAAUCCACAGUUUGUCCAAAAGAGCAUGGGUUCGCAGGAGGACGACGUGGGAAGCAAAACGUCUAGUUACUCCUGAGGGGGCUCGCGGCGGUCCUAGAACGGCCUCUCCAGGAUGAGUCAGCUUUUUUAAUAAAAGAGGAUAAUUCUAUCGCGUAUGGACAUGGGUCAAGGAAUAUCGAAUGUGUGGACUGGUGAUGAUGAUGGGGGUGAUUUGUUUAGUGUUUCUUCAAAAUGUCUCCAGGAUAAUACGAGGUCCUUGCCCGAAGAAAAAUAGAUUACACUUCUUUGUCAGUGUUUUUAUUUAUCAAUGUUUCAGGCCACUGCUGCAUUAACAUAUACCACAAACAAUAAAAACUGGACUUAUUUGUUCAAAAGUAUAAAGUGUGAAUAAUCACUGUUUUGGGAUUUGUUUUCUGCAUGAGGGCCAUACCAGAGGGCAUUACAUAAUUUGUUUUGCCGAUAACUCCAUGGCUUACAUAGAUACAAUCGUUUAAUCCAACUGUUCCCCAUGUUAUCCCUUUUCGUGGUCAGAUUUGAGAUAUCAGCACUGUAUAAAUGUAUGAUAUCAGCGUUCACACGGGCGUGGAAUGGAAUGGAAUUCAGCGAAGUGGUCAAUGGUCACCCUGCCGCAACAGUAAGCAUGCUUAAGGUUGUUUCCACUAGAGGUCGCCAGCCCACUGUACAGUUUAUUCCUUUGCGCCGAUGUUACUACCUAAAGUGUAGUUGUACCGACGAAAUUACCCAACUGUCAUGUUAUUUGAGAGCUUGAGCUUUGCGAUUGUGAAUCUCUUAUAAUAAAUUGUUGAACUAA
Gadus macrocephalus (Pacific cod) is the source of this 2146-nucleotide messenger RNA. It is a transcript of the gene cops3, whose product is annotated as COP9 signalosome subunit 3. Lineage: Eukaryota; Metazoa; Chordata; Actinopteri; Gadiformes; Gadidae. The record is from RefSeq and is a predicted model, not a curated record. Gene Ontology annotation, biological process: ubiquitin-dependent protein catabolic process. The transcript is spliced from 12 exons. The coding region runs from base 140 to 1411 and encodes 423 amino acids. Gene Ontology annotation, cellular component: COP9 signalosome.